Molecule: messenger RNA, 2358 nt
Organism: Setaria italica (foxtail millet)
Lineage: Eukaryota; Viridiplantae; Streptophyta; Magnoliopsida; Poales; Poaceae
Product: LEAF RUST 10 DISEASE-RESISTANCE LOCUS RECEPTOR-LIKE PROTEIN KINASE-like 1.2
Exons: 3
Coding region: 31-1986 (651 amino acids)
Biological process (GO): protein phosphorylation
Molecular function (GO): ATP binding; protein kinase activity; polysaccharide binding
Source: RefSeq, a predicted model, not a curated record
GCCAUCCACUCUUUUUCUUCUUCUGUCCCGAUGCAGCCCGCCGUGCUGCUGGUGUUGCUGCCGCUGCUCCCCCUCUCCUCCUUGCUGCGCUUAGGUAUGGCCACCGCCGACACCAACACGACCGGCGGGAGCUGCGCGCCGGCGAGAUGUGGGGACCUGAAUAUCACGUACCCGUUCUGGCUCGUCGGUGUGCAGCCGCUGUACUGCGGUUUCCCGGCCUUUGGGCUGACAUGCAACGGUGACCGCCGUGCCUACCUCAGCAGGACGUUCCGGGAGAACCUGUACCGAGUCGACAGCAUCAUCUACGACAACAGAUCGCUGGUGGUGGCCGUCGAGACCACCUUCUCCGGCGACGAGACUUGCUCCAUCCCGGACUUCAACGUGUCCUCCGGCCUCGCCCUCUUCCCGAUCAACAUCAGCCGCACGAACAAGAACCUCACUUUCAUCUACAACUGCUUGGUUCCUCGUCCCGCAGAGCUGCCACAGCUGUGUGGUAAUCGCACGAUGGGAGCUUAUUUCUCUGAGAGGCAUGAGGUUCCGACGAACUGCAGUUUUGUGAGCGUUCCGGUACGUGAGUUCCAAGAGACGGAGGAGCCAGCCCGUGACUAUGUGCAAUUGAUCCACGACGGGUUCCUCUUGGAGUGGCCGCCGACGGAAGACUGCGAUGCGUGCAAACGAAACGGUGGGGAGUGCAGGUUGUUCGAGCGGCUUUCGUUCCAGUGCUUCUGCCCCGACGGCCACUGCACCGAUUCCUCGGCUACGUCUCGAGGUACUCGAGGAAUAAUCAAAAUCGGGGCAGGAAUUGCAGCAGCCCUUGUGUUCCUGAUCAUACUGGCCGCUCUGUCCCUCGUGAUGACGCUGCACAAACGAAGGAAGCGGAAACGAUCUGCUUCACUGGCCGGCCUCAUCCGUGACGGGACGCCAUUGGCAUCGCUCAGGAAGGAGUUCAGCAUGACCGGCUCGCCGCGCACGCACAUCUUCACCUACGAGGAGCUCGACGAGGCCACCGACGGCUUCAGCGACGAACUCGAGCUCGGCGUCGGCGGCUUCGGCACGGUGUACAGAGGGACUCUGCGCGACGGUGGCGUGGUGGCGGUGAAGCGUCUGUACAAGAACAGCUACAAGAGCGUGGAGCAUUUCCAGAACGAGGUGGAGAUCCUGUCGCGGCUGCGCCACCCAAACCUCGUCACCCUCUACGGCUGCACCUCGCCGCGGAGCAGCCAGGACCUGCUCCUCGUCUACGAGUUCGUCCCCAACGGCACGCUCGCCGACCACCUCCACGGCGCGCGCGCCUCGCCGCCGCUCCACUGGCCCGUCCGCCUCGCCGUCGCCGUCGAGACGGCUAGCGCGCUGGAGUACCUCCACGCCGUCGAGCCGCGGCAGGUGGUGCACCGCGACGUCAAGACCAACAACAUCCUCCUCGACGAGGCGUUCCACGUGAAGGUGGCCGACUUCGGGCUCUCCCGGCUGUUCCCGGCGCACGCCACGCACGUGUCCACGGCGCCGCAGGGCACGCCCGGGUACGUCGACCCCAUGUACCACCAGUGCUACCAGCUCACCGACAAGAGCGACGUCUACAGCUUCGGCGUCGUGCUCGUGGAGCUCAUCUCCUCCAAGCCGGCGGUGGACAUGAACCGGGCCGGCGCCGACGUGAACCUGGCCAACCUGGCCGUGAACAUGAUCCAGUGCUACGAGAUCGACCGGCUGGUGGACCCGCGGCUCGGGUACCGGACGGACGCCGAGACGAGGAGGACCGUCGACAUCGUCGCCGAGGUGGCGUUCCGGUGCCUGCAGCCGGAGCAGGACGUCAGGCCGCCCAUCAGUGAGGUCCUGGAGACGCUGAGAGAGGCGCAGAAGACGGGGCAAGAUGGCUGUGCCAAGGUCAAGGAUGACGUCGAGAUGCUGAAGAAGAGCAGGGAUGGCUCGCCGGACUCCGUCAUGUACCAGUGGAAGAGCCCAUCCACGACUGCCCAUAACAGCAGUUGAGCUGAGGAUUCAGAAAAUAUUUCUGCAAGUGGGCAUGUGUGCAGUCUUCGUAAUGUUGCCACAAUGUAAAAUGAUGCGUGUAUGUGUGAAGAAAUGUCUUUCUUUCUCAAGAAGAGUGAGGGUGAAGAAUUGGUUCUGAAUUUCAUCAGAUUCCUGCACCAAAUGAAGCGGUUAGGAUGAUCGAAGUGGUUUGCAUUCUACGCUGCCUCUGUGCGUAUGAUGGAAUGACGUGCUGCAUACGUUAGAGGAAUCUUUUUGCGGCAUUUCCAUGUUCAUAUUGCACAAGGAACUUUGCACACCUACAACUACAAGUUGUUGAGUGCUGACCGUGAUUUUGAACUGAUAUCCAGAAAAGGAGUCCAUUCUGCUUCA